UUCUAUUUUCUUGCUUUCUUUCUGUGUUUCUCCUCUGCUUUACACAUCUUGUUCCCUCAUCACCCUCCUUCCACUCUGCUGGGUCAUUGCUUGCUUCCUCUAAUCUGUAACUGUGUUUGAUGGAUUAGGUGACUUGCUGAUGCCUAGUGUAACGCCCCAGAGCACUGGGGGCAGCACUACUGGAAGCACUGCAGGAAGCAUGGGAACUCCUGUUGCAGUGGGGGGUAUUACAGCCGCUCCAUCCGCCACCCCUCCUGCUACCAAAACCAUUGUAGGAGAUCUGGACACAUCGCUGGCCAACCUGGUUGGAGACCUUGGAGUAAAGAAAAAGGACUCACAGAGUGAGAAGAAGCUGACAGGAGGCGCAAACUGGAUGCCACAGGUAGCCCCCACAAGCUGGGCUACACCGGGAGCCCCCAUGACUGGUGCCACCCCUGGAGCUCCUGGGGUGCCAGGAGCAGCUCCCCCUGGUGCAGCCAUGGUGCCACCAAUGAGUGCACAGCCUGGCUUUGGCAUGCCUCCUGCAGCAGGGCCUGGAGCUCCUAUGAUGCAGCCCAUGAUGGGGCAGCCUAUGAUGGGACAGCCCAUGAUGAGACCUUCCUUCACUGGGGUGGCCGGAGUUGCACCCGGAGCUGCUGCACCAGGAGCACCGCUUUCUCCAGGACCUGCAAGCCAGAGCCCCAAGAAGCCCAAGGACCCAUUGGCAGAACUUGACCUCAAGGACUUCUUAUAACACCCCAGCUGCUUCCCUCUUUGGAUCAGAGCCCCCUCACCUUUUUACCUGGUGUCUGUCAACAUCUCAGGAUGCCAGCGAUGUUCAGCUAUUCAACCUUAAUAAGAGCCUCUUUUCUCCACCCUACUCCAGCCCAGCCCUUCUCCUGUGUGAUGUCGUAGCACAAACUGUGAAAGUGAACCAUAGCGGAUUACAUAUAAAUAUAUGAGAAAAAAAUAAAAGCGUGUGCUUAUGUCGAUGUACCAAACUUUUGUCUAAACAAAAUCACUUAAAAAAAAAAAUUAAGCGCGAGAAAGCGAAGGCGUACGUGUUCGGAUUCAUUUCUAGUACUAAGUCGAAUGAUGGAUGUGCUUUGGUGUCCUGAGCUCCUCCCCUUAUUUGUCUCCGCCCCUUUCUUUGUCCGUACCUCCCUGUAAAGGGGGAGGGGCUCUCUUUUUGUCCCGCUCUGAUUGGAUUAGAGUGGGAAAAACAAACAAAGCCCCGGGAGAUUUUUCUGAGAAACAUGCUGUGUGUUGUUUACAGAAAGGUCCUCUUUGAUGUACAUAGAUUUCUCCGGGCCAGGAUUACGUCUCUAUUCUGUACGUGUGUUGAAGAGAAAUAUAAAUGUGAGUCAGACAUGAAGUUGUAAGAAGUGGUGUGAGUAUCCUUCUAUUUACCAUCAUCUUUCAACACUAUUUGGAAGCAAAUAUGACUACCGCUACAUGAUUAAUAUACUGUGUAUUUAGAAACCUCUUCUAUGGGCUUCUGAGUCAUACAAGACCAGCAAGUGAUCCUUUCGUUUGUUUUUCUUGUUUUUAACUGGUGGCUUAUUUUUCUACGUUUCUUCUUUUGUCUUUUUGUUUUAUGUUAUUCAUUUGUAUAUGUUCUGUUUGUUUUAGAAUAAUCCUCCAUACCGCUACUGCUAUUUGCUGGUAUUGCUAUUACAGGACAUAUCUUAAAAUGUACUUAUUCAGCACGGAGGUAAAUUCAGACUAUUCCUGUUUAACUGUCUACGUAAGUCUGGUUUUGACACUUCUCACACGGGGAAUGUCUGGUGCCUGUUCUUUCUUUCAGACUUUUUCAAUAGCAAUGCCAUACCAAACCCUGUGUUCAGCCAGCUCAAAUUAAUCAAUUUUACAUCCAGUUGAUUUAAGGAUUGAAAUUUAUAUUGAGUCAUUUCUAAUAACAACAGUUAAUCAACAUGGUAAACUAGCAACAACUAGAAAAUCCCAUCACUGACUUGGGUGUGGAUUAAAGGUACAUUAUGGAGUUUACAUACAAUAUUCUGCUUGCAUUCAGUAUUUCACACCAAAGAAAGCUGUUUAAGUAUCCCCUAUCUGUUGAUUAUGGUUAUGAUUAUGAAGCAUUUAUUUCAUGUAAAGAAAAACCUUUGAAAUGUACAGUGUUUACACCUCCUCAUCAAAACCUUACUCCUGUUAGCAGUGGAAAACUCCACAUGGUACCUUUAACUUCAGUGUUAUCUAGUAGUAUGCACCCACUGAGCAAACGUGGCCAAGUUAUAAUGUGAAGAAAAAAAUCAGAUCCUGCUGCUGUCUGAACACUGCGUUUGAGUUCUUCAUCUAAUCAGUACUGACGAUCGGACAAUUUUUAGUGGAACUGUAUGUAAUUCUGUAUGUGGCCACAUGAGGAACAGUGUGUAGAGAAACCCACAGGAGGUCACUGUCGGACCUUCUCAACGUGUUACCCAAAGCACUUCUGUUCCUGCUUACUUACAUUGGAAUCUGUAUGUUUUCAGUGUUGACAUAUGCAUAUGUUUGGACAUUGUUUAACACCGGUCCCCCUCUCCUGUGCUGUAAACUACAGACAGUUAUCAAGCUUACUCUGUGUGUUGUCCUCUUAGUGGAUUGGUUGUGUGAAUCAGAUGUGAUUCAGAGAAAAUAAUGGGAGAUUAUUAACAUUUUUCAUGACUAAAUUAUGAAAAUUGUAUUUUUGUUUAGUUGUAAAUUUAUUUUAUUUACAAUGGCCCUCCCCAUGUGCAUGUAAGCCCUUUGAGAUGCAAUAAAUUCAAUGAUGGAUUGAA
This is a messenger RNA of Oreochromis aureus, 2753 nucleotides long. Its product is annotated as clathrin coat assembly protein AP180-like. The record is from RefSeq and is a predicted model, not a curated record. Bases 140 to 733 code for a protein of 197 amino acids. The transcript has 8 exons. NCBI's taxonomy places the organism in Eukaryota, Metazoa, Chordata, Actinopteri, Cichliformes, Cichlidae.